GAGGACCGAACGCCGCGCCGAACGCACGUCUCGCGACUCCCUCGCGCCUCACGAUCGCGGAAAAACUUUUCAGUGCAGUGUCGAACACGGUGGUGCUCCCAGUUUGAGUGAACAGACUGAUCCGGGAAGCUAAUUAGCCGAGCGGCUGAUUGUCGGGGCCGGCGGUUCAUGAAGCAGUGCGAGAGGCGGACGCCGCAGCAGCUCGGCGGCAGUCCGGGGCUCGACUCGCAGAUGCUCGCGAUGGAUGUCACCAAGGAGGCCCGGGCUUCGCCCCUGCCGGCCGCCGCCCCGUCCGGGGCUGCGCCAGCACAGCAGCCGCAGCCACAGAUAUGCGCGGGGUGCAGCAAGGUGAUCACGGAGCGGUACCUGUUGAAGGCACUGGACCAGCUCUGGCACGAGGACUGCCUCAAGUGCGGCUGCUGCGACUGCCGGCUGGGCGAGGUCGGCCACACCCUCUACACACGCGCCAACCUCAUACUCUGCAAGCGGGACUAUUUAAGGUUGUUCGGCAACACGGGGUACUGCGCGGCGUGCAACAAGGUGAUCCCCGCCUUCGAGAUGGUGAUGCGCGCACGCAGCAACGUCUACCAUCUGGAGUGCUUCGCCUGCCAACAAUGUAACCACAGAUUCUGCGUGGGCGACCGCUUCUACCUGUGCGAGAACAAGAUCCUGUGCGAGUACGACUACGAGGAGCGGCUGGUGUUCGCGAACAUGGCGUACAACCCCCCGCCGCUCGCGCACCUCAAGCGCCAGACCACGCAUCUACCGCCGCCGCCGACCAGUAACGCGAUGGGCCUGAUGAACGGAUCGGGGCGCGCCGGGGACCUCAACAACAACAUGUCAGGGUCGUCGCCGGCGCCCUUCGCGGCGCCCCCGCACCUCAAGCCCCUCAGCCUGUCCGCCACGAGCUGAGAGUUCCGCCCCUGAGACGCGGCUCACCCCUACGCAAAGUUCCAGAUGUGAGGGCAUAGCGAUCGUCGAAAGCGUUUUCGAUUGUUCUGGAAAAUCUCUUAUGUAUCUCUACGUGUAAAAAAGUUAGGUAGACAUUUUGAAUAUUAAGUCAGGGACGGUGGGGCAGGAUGGGUUACUUAGCUUUUGGGGGACCAAUGAACAUAAUGCUUAUCGACAAGAUGACAAGCGAAGUUAUUCUCUAAACGUCAAGUAAUCUACCUUACCUGCUCCGUCUCAUAUAUCUCAUGAUCUCAUAAGUACGGCGUAAAGGACUCGUUCGAAAGAGGCUCGACUAGUUAAUGUAAUUAUUGAUGUAAUUUGUAAAUAAUAUUAUAAUGGAAGUAAACGUGUAAGAUUUUUGUUAAUUUAUCUACGUCAUGUUGGUAUCCACACGACCGGCUGUUAUAUUUUGUGGCCGGCCCAGGUCCCGAAGCCCGCCACUCGUUGUUUAGUUUUGUACCUCGCGAGGUAUGCAAUUGUUAAGUUUUCCAUGAUCAUUGUUGUAAUGUUUGUAUUAUUUAUGUAAAUAACUUAAAUGUAAGUAGCCUAUUGUAUCCAAAAAUAUCCUAAAUGUAAUAUGUAAUAGAAAAUCGUGUCUAUAAAAUGAUGAAAUAUACUUGAUAUUAGAUACUAGUGAUAUAAUUAAAAUGAAUCUUCGUAUGUUUAAUGACUGUAUGGCGGCAUAGUAGACCGUUACAUUCCCUGUAUAGCUAUAUGUUUGGACGAUGAUAGCACCUAGUGUGUCCGGUUCUCUUCAUACCAAUGAUAUGACCAAAGAAGUAGCAGAAUAAACCAUUGUUCAAAUUAA
Messenger RNA from Aricia agestis (brown argus), 1759 nucleotides. It is a transcript of the gene Bx, whose product is annotated as LIM domain only protein 3. Gene Ontology annotation, biological process: positive regulation of transcription by RNA polymerase II. Gene Ontology annotation, cellular component: nucleus. The transcript is spliced from 6 exons. Gene Ontology annotation, molecular function: DNA-binding transcription factor binding; transcription coactivator activity. The record is from RefSeq and is a predicted model, not a curated record. Lineage: Eukaryota; Metazoa; Arthropoda; Insecta; Lepidoptera; Lycaenidae. The coding region runs from base 169 to 912 and encodes 247 amino acids.